CAAUCGCACGGGAGCCUUGAGAACAACGGUCUAGAAGUCGAGCAACCAUCAACCGAUGAGGGUCGAAACUCUUCUGUCGCUUCUCGUUGUCUGUUUUUGUGUCGGGGCAGGAGGAGAAGAUGAUGGUGGUGAUGAAGAUCUCCACCGCAGCACCUUCGAUGAGCAACUCAAAACCCUGGAAAAACAGUUCGCGAACCACCUCGGCAUCCACCGGUACCGCCCCAUGGAAGUACCGAAAUUCAAAGACCUCCUGGACCUGACCGGGAUCACCCAGGAACUACAGACCCGCACCUUCACGAACAACAUCCAGGACCGGAUCAUAUGCGGGGCCUGUCAGGCCCUUAUAAGGAACCUGCAACGUAACGCGAUCACCAUCGAGGUGGUCGGUACCGCCAUCUGUAAACUGUAUAUCUCGCUAAACACUUGGACCCUUAACGAUUUUUGCCAGCAGGUGGUCAGGGUGAAUAAGCCGAUUCUGGAAUAUAUCGUGAAAAACAGUCGAAUCCUCACGCCCGAGUACGCCUGCUCCGUACUGCUGCAAAACGAGAACUGCUACAUCCACCAUCCCUCUUUGAGCUGGAGACUGGAGAUGCCCGAGGGAGGCCCCACCCUGCCCACAAAGCCCCCAUCCCCCCCGGGGGACCUGACUAGACCCUUGAAAGUACUGCACCUAUCAGACUUCCACGUUUCCCACGACUACGAAGUGGGCGGGAUCUCGAACUGCGGGUACCCGGUUUGCUGUAAACGGGGCCUAGGGAACCCGAUUAAAGGGCGGGACGCGGGUCCCUGGGGCGACUACAACUGCGACAUCCCCCCCUGGUUCUACGCGAACACCCUCAACUACAUCAACAACACCCACCGGGACAUCGACCUGAUCUACUUCACCGGCGACAUCGUCGACCACUCGAUCUGGAGGGCGUCCGAGGAGGAAAACGCGCGGGAAAUCGCUCACGUUUUCCGACAAUUGGCCGAAUCGUUUCCGAACGUGGCGGUACUGCCGGCCAUAGGGAACCACGAGUCGGUACCGUUGAAUAUUUUCGCCCCGCCGUACGUUACCGAACCGGGAUUGACGCAACGGUGGCUCUACGAGCUCGAUGGGGAUCUGUGGUCCAGGUGGAUCCCCAAGGAGGCCGUGGCGAACGUGAGGAGGCAGGGGUACUUCUCGGUACUGGCCAAUCACAAGUUACGGGUCAUUGUAUUGAAUAAUAACGUGUGUUAUAUAUAUAAUUGGUGGCUGUUGUACGACACUCACUUUCUUAAGGAACAACUCGAGUUCCUCAAAACCGAACUAACCGAGGCAGAGAGUCACGGACAAUUCGUCCACAUCGUGGCUCACGUGUUCCCGGGGGAUAAGGAGUGCAUCGAGCCCUGGGAGGUCAAUUACAACUCCCUGAUAACCAGGUUUUCCCACAUAAUCAAGGGGCAAUUCUUCGGGCACACCCACACCGACGGUCUCAAGGUGUUUUACAGUAAAAUCGACGGGAGCCCCAUUAACGUGGGGUUUAACGGGGCUAGUCUGACCCCCUACACCAAAUACAACCCCAAUUACAAGAUAAUUAGCGUAGACCCAGUUACUUUUGACGUUCUGGAUGUUGAAACGUACAGUUUCAACUUGACCGAGGCGAAUCUGUACUCCCACAGGACCCCGCUCUGGAAGAGACUCUACUCCCUAAAGGAGGCCUACGAUUUAAGCGAUUUAUUCCCGGAGAACUUUGAUAUGUUGGCCAAGAGGUUGCGGGAGGACCGUCAUUUGUUCGAUCAGUAUUGGAGGUUUUACGUGAGGGAGGGAGACGCCUCUUUGCGGGACGGUUGCAACCAGGACUGUCGUGAGGAAUUAUUGGAGAGCAUCACGAGGACGGAAUCCCUUAGCACAUGAGGAGAAUAAAUACAGUUUUCUCACACUA
Molecule: messenger RNA, 1904 nt
Organism: Anthonomus grandis grandis
Lineage: Eukaryota; Metazoa; Arthropoda; Insecta; Coleoptera; Curculionidae
Product: sphingomyelin phosphodiesterase-like
Exons: 6
Coding region: 56-1876 (606 amino acids)
Biological process (GO): ceramide biosynthetic process; sphingomyelin catabolic process
Cellular component (GO): lysosome
Molecular function (GO): acid sphingomyelin phosphodiesterase activity
Source: RefSeq, a predicted model, not a curated record